Molecule: messenger RNA, 1506 nt
Organism: Phyllostomus discolor (pale spear-nosed bat)
Lineage: Eukaryota; Metazoa; Chordata; Mammalia; Chiroptera; Phyllostomidae
Gene: IL1R2
Product: interleukin 1 receptor type 2
Exons: 10
Coding region: 208-1494 (428 amino acids)
Molecular function (GO): interleukin-1 binding; interleukin-1, type II, blocking receptor activity
Source: RefSeq, a predicted model, not a curated record
AGGGAAAAGGUGUGUCCACAAUCACCCAGUCAGAGAGAGUGACACAGCCUGAUUAGGAAAUCCCUGGAGGAUGAGAAUAUAUAUCCCUACCCUGAACAUUGAGCUUCCACUGAGGUAAAAGUCAAGCCUGCCAGCCUUCCCCAGGCAGGAAGCAACAAGGUGAAAAAUGCAGAGCUGCAGGAGGAUCAUGGGAUUUUCUAGUGGGGCAUGUUUUCUUUUUCAAAGCUACUGAGUGCUGGACCUAAGGUCUCCACUUUCUGUGCUCUCUGGAAGCUGUCGGAAACAAUGUUCUUGUACCUGUUGAUAAUGGGUGUUUCUGCCUUCACCAUUCCGCCUGCGGAACACAUGGUGAUUUCAGAAAACUGCCAAUUCCGUGGCAAGCAUUUUAAAACCGACUUCAAGGUGGAAGGGGAACCUGUCGUCCUGAGGUGCCCCCAGGUGCGGUAUUGGCUGGGGGCCUCGGCCAGUCCCCAUGUCAACCUGAUGUGGCGUAAAAAUGAUUCUAUGAGGGUGGUCUCAGGGAAAGAAGAGACACGAAUUUGGGUCCAGGAUGGUGCUCUCUGGAUUUUGCCAGCCAUGCAGGGGGACUCUGGCACCUAUAUCUGUACUGUCAGAAACACUUCUUACUGUGAUGAAAUGUCCAUUGAGCUCAGGGUUUUUGGGAAGACAGAAGUUUCCCUGCCUGUCAUCUCAUAUCCACAAAUUCUAACCUUCUCAACCUCUGGGUCAUUAGUUUGUCCUGAACUGAGUGAAUUCACCCGCAACAAAACUGACAUGAAGAUUCAAUGGUACAAGGAUUCUGUCCUUUUGGAUCCAGACAACGAGAAGUUUCUGAGUGUGAGGGGAACUACUCGCUUACUCAUACACAACGUGUCUGUGGAGGACGCAGGCUAUUACAGCUGUGUCAUGAUGUUUGCCCACCAAGGCAUGUCAUACAACAUAACUAGGAAUAUCAAACUACGUAUCAACAAAAAAGAAGAGGAGACGAUUCCUGUGAUUAUCUCCCCCCACCAGACCAUACUGACUUCUUUGGGGUCAAGACUGACAAUCCCAUGUAAGGUGUUUCUGGGAGCUGGCUCACACUCAACCACCAUGCUGUGGUGGAUGGCCAACAACACCAACAUAGACAGUGCCUACCAGGACGGCCGUGUCAGUGAGGGGCAGCGUCUGGACUACUCAGAAAAUAAUGAGAACUACAUUGAAGUGUCAUUGAUUUUUGAUCCAGUCAUAAGAGAGGAUUUGACUAUGGAUUUUAAGUGUGUUGUUCGUAACACACUGAGUUUUCAGAUGCUACAUACGACAGUCAAAGAAGUGGCCACGUUCUCCUGGGGGAUUGUGCUGGCUCCCCUUUCACUGGUCUUCUUGCUUUUGGGAGGAAUGUGGAUACACAGACAGUAUAAACUCAGAACUGGAAAAGCAUAUGGUCUGACUGCAUUAAAGACUAGUCAUCAGGAUUUUCAAUCCUAUCCAAGUAAAAUAAAGGAAAUAAAAUAAUUCAAGUACAAA